Cotesia congregata is the source of this 663-nucleotide messenger RNA. Lineage: Eukaryota; Metazoa; Arthropoda; Insecta; Hymenoptera; Braconidae. The record is from the annotation of a GenBank genome assembly.
UCAUUAUUUUAUUACUUUUUUUUUGUUUUAGUAGAUCGAUGCCGAAAUUUCCUUUCCACGCUUCUGCUCGCGAACGCCAAAAUGUUCACUGCAAGCGCUAAAAUAAUCAAGUCCGGCGGGGCUGAACCCGACCAGUUUGAAUCUGGAAUCUCUCAAGCUCUUCUUGAGCUGGAGAUGAACAGCGACCUCAAGUCCCAAUUGAGAGAGCUCCACAUUACCAAAGCACGUGAAAUUGAUGUUAACAACAAGAAGUCAAUUAUCGUGUACGUUCCAAUGAACAAACUGAAACAAUUCCAAAAGGUCCAGACACGCUUGGUACGUGAAUUGGAGAAGAAAUUCUCUGGUAAACAUGUUAUGUUUGUUGGUGACAGAAAAAUUCUGCCUAAGCCAACACGUAAGACACGUACAAAGAACAAGCAGAAGAGGCCAAGAAGCCGUACAUUGACCUCUGUGUACGACGCUCUGCUCGAAGAUUUGGUGUACCCUGUAGAAAUCGUCGGCAAACGUAUCCGAGUAAAGUUGGAUGGUUCUCAGUUGAUCAAGGUUCAUCUUGACAAGAACGAGCAGACCAACAUCGAGCACAAAGUUGACACUUUUGCUGGAGUUUACAAGAAGUUGACAGGUCGUGAUGUCACGUUUGAAUUCCCUGAAUCUUACGUGUAA